UGGUGCACAUGCGCACUCGGUGGGAAACACGAUAGAAAACGGGCAGCUAUGCCGCGCGGUGCAGAAUACGGGCUGGACGUGUCCACUUGGAACAACGGCCGCUGUACCGGAGGACUGACCCGGGGACUGCGGGACCGGUAGGCUGCUGACAGGCGUUAACAGCUCACAUUUCCCCGGGGAUAACCUCCUCCUGAAACCGCGGCCAAAGCAGCCGAGUCCGCUCCGUCUCCCGUUUCCCGCUCCUCUCGCCUCCAGAGAGACACCGAAACAUCAGCGAUGUUGCUGCUAAACGUCUAGGAUUUAUUCCCGUCGCCCGUUUGUGUGCAGUGACUGUAAAUAACCGAGCAGAGACUGAGAGAGCAGCGGAUCCACUAUGGCUUUACCGGCGCUCCGCAACAGGAGAUGCGUUCACGGCUGCUGUGUGGGGACACUGUGUUUGCAGUUGGUGCUGUGGAUUUUAUGUGCCGUGAACGGAGAGGAGCAGCCGUUCAGUGUGGAGGCAUGGCUCCAGAGGUAUGGCUACCUCCCUGCUGCAGACCCCAGAAUGUCAGUGCUGCGUUCUGCCCGAGUCAUGCAGUCUGCUAUUGCUGCCAUGCAGCGCCGCUAUGGCCUCAACGUCACAGGGACGCUGGACACGAACACUAUAGAGUGGAUGAAGAAGCCCAGAUGUGGGGUUCCUGACCAGAUAGGGGGCACGUCCAAGUUCAGUGUGAGGAAACGGCGGUACGCCCUCACAGGACAGAAGUGGCAGCACAAACAUAUCACAUACAGUAUAAAGAACGUGACACCCAAGGUGGGAGCUGAGGAGACCCACGACGCCAUCCGGCGAGCCUUCGACGUCUGGCAGAAUGUGACGCCGCUGCGCUUCGAGGCCGUGCCCUACAGCGAGCUGGAGAGGACCAAGAAAGACGUGGACAUCACCAUCAUCUUUGCCUCAGGUUUCCAUGGCGACAGCUCUCCCUUCGAUGGCGAGGGAGGCUUCCUGGCUCACGCCUACUUCCCGGGACCAGGAAUAGGAGGCGACACACACUUUGACUCAGACGAGCCGUGGACGCUGGGAAACCCCAACCAUGAUGGUAACGAUCUGUUCCUGGUGGCGGUCCACGAGCUCGGCCAUGCUCUGGGCCUUGAGCACUCCAACGAUCCCACAGCCAUUAUGGCUCCUUUCUACCAGUACAUGGACACCGACAACUUUAAACUGCCCAUGGACGACCUGCUGGGCAUCCAGAAGAUUUACGGGCCUCCCGAUAAGAUCCCCCAACCCACCAAGCCUUUGCCGACGGCCCCCCCUCCUCGCUCCCAUCCUCCCUCAGACCCCCGUAAGCCAGACAGGCAGACGCGACCUCCAAGGCUGCCCCCAGGGGACAGACCAUCCCACCCCAACGCUAAACCUAAUAUCUGCGAUGGAGGCUUCAACACUCUGGCUAUACUGAGAAGAGAGAUGUUUGUCUUCAAGGACCACUGGUUUUGGCGCGUCAGGGAUAACUCAGUGAUGCCGGGAUACCCGAUGCUCAUCAGUGUUUUCUGGAGGGGCCUGCCGCCAAAGAUAGAUGCCGUCUAUGAGAACAGCGAGGGCAAGUUUGUCUUCUUCAAAGGGAAGCAGUUCUGGGUGUUUAAGGACACGGUGCUGCAGUCUGGAUACCCCAAGGACAUCACCCAGUUUGGCCACGGCAUGCCAGCCCAGAGCAUCGAGACUGCCGUGUGGUGGGAGGACGUGGCUAAGACCUACUUCUUUAAAGGGGACAGGUACUGGCGCUACAACGAGGAAAUGAGGACCAUGGACCCUGGCUAUCCUAAACCCAUCACAGUGUGGAGAGGUGUGCCUGACUCACCACAGGGGGCCUUCGUGGACAAAGCCAAUGGUUUCACCUACUUCUACAAGGGGAAGGAGUACUGGAAGUUCAACAACCAGUUGCUGCGGGUGGAGCCAGGCUACCCACGCUCCAUCCUGAAGGACUUCAUGGGCUGCGAGCUGACGCCCAUCGACCCCGGUCGCCCGCCGGCUGACGACGGCAACUCAGAUGUGGUGAUUGAGCUGGACAACGAGGCGAACACGGUGAAGGCCGUGGCCAUCGUCAUUCCCUGCGUGCUGGCGCUGUGCCUGCUGGUGCUGGUCUACACGGUGGUGCAGUUCAAGAGGAAGGGCACGCCACGCCACAUACUGUACUGCAAACGCUCCAUGCAGGAGUGGGUCUGACAGGGCGGACAGAGACCGAGGGGGGGUGAGGGUGGGAGGAGGAGAGACAGCCCUCACCUUCACAGAGAGGAGGAAUGUGGACUUGGACACCUUUAAUGCAACACACAGCCUCCUCUGUGUGGGGUCAGCCCACCAGCGGCCCCUCGUACAAAAGGCCACCUCUGGACUUCAAGAUGACUCUGCUGACCCCCCAGUCUUUUUAACAAAUGGGAGGGGCAGAGAGACAGAUUGCGGGGUAUCUAUGCCUGAAAUGACCUUCAGUCCCAGUCCAAAAAAAAAACAAAAAAAAAAAAAACAGGAGGGUGGGCAUCACUUUGUAUCUCAGACACUUGACUUCCUCCCUCCCGCCACCACCCACCCCACCCCCUCACACACACCUUUUUUUUCUCUGCGACUGCUCUUAAUCAGAGGGAGGGGGGACACACUCUCUUCCCAUGGGGCACUGCAUUUCAUCUGUCAUAUCAGGUUGUUAAUGAAAGAACUGUUUUAUAUUUUCUGAUCUUGGUGCCCUCCCCAGCUUCAUUCUGCACUCUAAAGCUGAACCACUUAAUCACAUGACAACCUUCAGUCCCUCUUUUGUUGGUUUCUGAUUUUUCUUUGAUUCUUCAGAGACAGGAGGUCCUCACCGUUCCCUUUAACACGCUCCUGAGGAAGAGACCAAAUGAAACCAAAUAAAAUCUAUUUCUCUCCAAAGAGGAUCACUUUUUUUUCUUUUCAUUCUCAUUUCAGUUCAUCCUUCCUUCCCUUCUCUGGAUCUAGCAGUGAUUAAGAGUCGGGUAGCUCUGACUGUUGUGGCAGUCUGUUCCAGACACAGGGGCCAAAUUAUUCUGCAAUAUUUUAACUCGCCUUAAUUAUAGAUCAUACUACUUGUGUUUGGUUUUGCUGUUUCUUGGUGUUUUUUUUUUUCUUUUCUUCUGUUUUGUAUACUGCUCUUUGUUUAUUUGUAAAAGAAGCUCAAGCUUCUUGUGAUUGGUAUUUCUGGAUUUGAUUACGUUACCCAGAGUCCUCAGCACUGGUUUGCUGAGCCGUUCUGGACACAGCCCGAUGUAUUGUAACGAUGUUGAAAGGUUCUGGAGUAAAGCCACUAAUUUUGUGUGUUAAAGUAUUUGUUUCUUUUCUUAUUUGCAUACAACAUGGGCUCAGCUAGAGCCUGAUAGUCUUGUUAUUGGAUUUGCUGAUGGGACUUUUUAAAUUUUAUUUCUGUUUUCGGCCCAUACUCCACUCAGUUUGAAGACGCGUGCAUCCAAAUGGUCGCUCUAUAUGGUUAUCUGACGGACCAUUGUUUUUUAAAGAAAUCCUGUUGACUGCCUUGUUUGAGAGAGCUCACAGUUCCCAGAAUGCUCUUGUCUCCUGACUGAGGACCCACAAAGUGAGACAGCAAGUUAACAUCAGUGCCUGUGUCAGCGUGCAUGCAAGCAUUUACUGUACAAUCGGUUCUGCUCAAUGUGGCUUUGAAGCCCCUCAGAAGCUGAGGAGGAAGUUUUUCUCUUGAAGAUGCUGUUUGCAUUUACUUUUGUACAUUUGAAGUGUCCCCCACCCAACCCCCCCACCUCCAGGUACAAUUAACAAUUAAUUAAUUAAAAAAGACUAAGGUGGUACAUCUUUGGGAGAUCUGAUUGGCAAAUGAAAUUGGCCUCAGACGCAACCUUAGCCAACUUGUCGUGUCCUGGCGUUGAGGCAAGCUGAAUGUGUGUCAGUUUCAUGAUCUAAUACUGCUUUUUCUUUCUUUUACUGUUUUCUGGUUAAAACAAAUUGGACAUCUCACAGUGACUUCUUUGUGUAAGACUUUGGGACAAUGGAGAAAUGUGUCCUGACAGAAUGAAUAAAUUGAUCAAUAUAUGAUUAAGAA
Messenger RNA from Lates calcarifer (barramundi perch), 4046 nucleotides. Its product is annotated as matrix metalloproteinase-16-like. Gene Ontology annotation, molecular function: metalloendopeptidase activity; zinc ion binding. Gene Ontology annotation, cellular component: extracellular matrix. Lineage: Eukaryota; Metazoa; Chordata; Actinopteri; Centropomidae. The record is from RefSeq and is a predicted model, not a curated record. Gene Ontology annotation, biological process: proteolysis; skeletal system development; collagen catabolic process.